CAAGCUCAACCGUUUCCCGCCAUUCCCGGAUCUUGCUUCACUUUUCUUAGCAUCUCUUCAUCAUGGCGCCAUCAGAGGAUUAUCAAAACAUCUUUCACUGGGCUGAGACCCAGAAGGAUGGAAGUAUUCCCUCCUUUGCGCUUCGAAAGAAUGAUCCGUAUACGUACCUCUCUGGUUUCAAUAACCAUCAUGAAUCAGAGGCUAUUCCUGGAACUAUUCCGCAGGGACAGAAUAGUCCGAGAUGUGUUAGGUUCGGUCUGUAUGCUGAACAGAUGACGACGUCGUUUGGUGCUUCUCGGCAGGCUAAUAAGAAUUCGUGGCUGUACCGAGCGAGACCUGCUGUUGCUCACCAGGGAUUUACGGAUAUGCCCAAGGUUGAAGGGACAGAGAGCUGCUUUCUGCCUCUUAACCCUGCAGUCAGAAUCUCACCAACACAGCUAGCCUGGCUCCCCUUCGACAUUUCCGAAGGCACCGACUUCAUCUCUGGCCUCCGCACCAUCGCCGGCUCAGGCGACCCUACCCUCCGCGAAGGCCUCGCAACACACAUCUUCUCCGCCACAAAGAGCAUGGAGAAGCGCGCGUUUGUGAACUCAGACGGAGACUUUCUCAUCAUCGCGCAACAAGGCAAUCUCGACAUCCAAACUGAAUUCGGCAGUCUUUACGUCCAACCUGGCGAGAUCUGCGUUAUUCAGCGCGGUCAACGCUUCAAGGUCGCUGUUGAGGGUCCGACUAGGGGUUAUAUCCUUGAGGUCUGGGGCUCGCACUUUGAACUUCCUGAGCUUGGACCGCUGGGAUCAAAUGGUCUUGCUAACGCGAGAGACUUUUUGUACCCCAAGGCGAACUACACGGUUACGCGUGAUGAUCCGUGGGAGAUCGUGUAUAAACUUGGCGGGCGCUUCUUUAAGAGCACGCAGAACCACUGCCCCUUUGACGUUGUCGCUUGGCAUGGUAACUAUGCGCCUUACAAGUAUGAUCUUACCAAGUUUAUCAAUGUCGGAUCUAUCUCUGUUGAUCACAUUGACCCGUCGAUCUUUUGCGUUUUGACGGCGGCUUCACGAGAUGCGAAUGCUCCGUUGGCGGACUUUCUCAUCUUUUCUCCCCGCUGGGAUGUCGCGUCGCAUACGUACCGACCACCUUAUUAUCAUCGCAAUGCAGCUUCUGAGCUGAUGGGGCUUAUCUAUGGAGAGUAUGCGGGACGAUCUGAUGAGUUUCAGCCAGGUGGUGUUUCGUUUGAGUGCGGCUGGGUUCCUCACGGUGUAGCCUACGAAGAAUUCAAGGCAGCGUCAGCUCAACCCCCGCCGCAGAUGCAAAUCUCCAAAGGCGCAGUGGCAUUCAUGUUUGAGAGCUGCAGACAACUGACCAUCACCGACUGGGCGUGGAACAGCGAUAAGAAGCACGAGCACGAGCCCAAGAUGUGGGAUAACUUGGUUGAUAACUUUUCCGAGCACCUUGAUGAGAUUAAUGAGAUCUUGGGGAAGAAGACCCUGUAAAGUCGUGGGGGAGCAAAUGGUACGGUAGAAAGUCAAUUGCAAAUGGAAUGUUUUGAUUGGGUUCGGCAAUUUUUUAAGGCAUGAAAUUGAUCCACUGUUUUUUGGGGGUAUUUUUAGCGGCUAAAAUGCUCAAGGCUUCCUCGGCUUCCGAGGUUGACAAUAUUAUCAGAUUGUUAGUGUAGGUUUAUAGUGA
Fusarium oxysporum Fo47 is the source of this 1683-nucleotide messenger RNA. Its product is annotated as RmlC-like cupin domain-containing protein. Lineage: Eukaryota; Fungi; Ascomycota; Sordariomycetes; Hypocreales; Nectriaceae. The transcript is spliced from 5 exons. The record is from RefSeq and is a predicted model, not a curated record. Gene Ontology annotation, cellular component: cytoplasm. Gene Ontology annotation, biological process: L-phenylalanine catabolic process. The coding region runs from base 63 to 1490 and encodes 475 amino acids. Gene Ontology annotation, molecular function: homogentisate 1,2-dioxygenase activity.